UUCAAUGAUUAUAUAAUAAACACGUAUUUCUGCAUCAUCACAAUAGUAAUUUGUUUCCGGUCAUUAAAUUCUUGAUCGGUCAAAAACAAAAAUGAUGGUGAAUCCUCUAAGUGGCGAUGGUGUCCCGUCCGGGGACGGCGGCGAUGAUGUUCCGGCCGGGGACGACGGCGUUUCUGUGACCAGCCGCGGCGGCACGAGCGAUAACUAUACGGGUGGAUGGAGCUUUCUAGCGGAGGAGCUGGAUAAUAAAAAUGCAUUGCCGCCACAAGCUGCGGCAGAGGACGAUGGGGCGGCGGCCGGGGAAGUGAAGUACGUUGAACUGGCCCCACCUACGCCGCGUAAGAGACACUCCUUAUCCGCACUGAGUGCGAAAAGCCUAGAGAUGUGUACUGAGGGCUUGGGCUGCGAAACUGGCUUCGAUGUUAGCCAGAGCAUUGAGGAAUUGAUGGGGAAGUUGUCGUUGUCGCCGCAACCAUCACCAACCAAGCCGGCCGGGAUGAUUGCGGGCGACAAAAUCAACAAAAGUAAGGCCUUCCCGCCUCCCCUGAGUUCAACCAAAGGUCGGGCCGGGCUUGAUGACGGGGUGAAGAUGAUGCGGCCUCGUCGGGAAGGCGGCCGGUUGGUGUUGACCGCCGUGUCUGUAACCCGACCCGACUCUUUCUUGGUGGCAAACAGAUUAGAUGGGAGACUCACACUUUCCUUCAAAUGAAGAUUAAUUUGGCAAGAGACAGUGGAGGCUAGAGGGGCCUCGGCCCCCAAGAAAAAAUUUAUGAUGUAUAUACAUAUAUAUAUAUAUACGGAGUAUAUAAAUAUUUAUAAGCAAUAAAAAAUAUAAUUAAAUUUUAAGCUUUGGCUUUCUAGCCAUUCAUGGCUUCAUAAUCAAAUUUUAAGCUUCGGCUCUCUAGCCUUUUAUGGCUCCACCAAUGGGUGGCUUUUUAUGGGUUCAACUAUGAAUGUUGCUUUUUUGUAGUGGCUCGUUGACAACGCUUGUGAAAGUUCACUUGUAGUGAAUGCCUCCUGUAGAGGAUAUAAUGUGAACACUUUAAUUUCCAUAUAUGUUUUCACUUAAACUCGU
Cuscuta epithymum is the source of this 1075-nucleotide messenger RNA. The record is from the annotation of a GenBank genome assembly. NCBI's taxonomy places the organism in Eukaryota, Viridiplantae, Streptophyta, Magnoliopsida, Solanales, Convolvulaceae.